GCGCGCGCGCAGGCUCUAUCUUUAACGGCUCCUCGGUAGUUGUGUGUGCGCGCGCUACGCAGGGCGUGAAACAAGCGGCUGGACGCGCGCGCUGCGGGGUAACAGAGUGCCGGAGCGGAGCCGCGCGCGCUGGGCAGGGCAGGGCUGAGAGCCGCUGGGGUUCCGCAGCAGUGUGUGUGUGUGUGUGUGUGUAUGCGCGGGUGUGUGUGUGUGUGUGCGCAGAUGCAUGAAGUUCAUAGAAGAAGGAAGUAUCAUGAGCCUGACUUUCAUACCUGAGCAGCUGGAUGUUUAAUUAAAGGUGGAAGGAAGUGAGUUUAGCGUGAAGAGAAGUUUUGAUCCCGUAGCCCCGUGUGGUCGCGAACUAACGGUGCCGCCGCUUGUGCAGCAGUGAGCGGCUAUGUGCAUGAAGCCCUGGGCAGAAAAUGAGGAUCGGACGUGAGUUGCACGCGCAUCCUGGAGCAGACGAGAUGAAAUGGAGAACUCUGACAGUAGGGACUUGUUAAAAAAAAGCUUGUCGUCUCACGGCGCUUGUGCCGAACGGAAGGAAGCGGCCCGCUGUGGCUCUGCAGCAGCCAUCAUGGGCCUGACCACCUACUGCAGCCCGUCCACAGCCACCGAGCUCCUGGGGGGUCUACCGCCCAAACCUGGAGUCUCAGCUCUGCAGCAAGAGCCCAAAACCAAUGGUGAGGUGCUAUCAUCAUCGCCAUCCUCCUCCUCCUCCUCACCAUCAUCAUCGCUGGCAGUUCGAGGUGGGAAUUACAACGGAUUUCCUUUACAAGCAGGUUUCUCCAGGCACAAGGAUGAACCAAGUGACAUCCCCAAUGGCCCAACCGUCUGCACUCUGCGGCCAACUGACAAUGGCCCCCUCCUCCUCAAGCGAUCAAACGGAGAUCUGAAAUGCAGAAGUCAGCAAUUCAGAAAUGAUGAGAUUGUCUCUGGGGAUUUAGUUGAAGUCCAAGUGGAUUUGGGGUCGCCGAAGCACCUUGAAGACCUCGGUCCUUCUCCUGAUUGCAAAAGGAGACGGCUAGAAAAUGACUCCAAAACAGAAACCGUGAAAAGCACACAAUACGCAAGGCCUUUUGCAGGCAACAGCCAGCAUCUGAAUCACUGUAGCAGCUCGCAUGUUGUGUCCUCUCCUGGACGAGGCCACCAAAAUGGACGUAGUGUCAUGACCCAGAACUCAGUACCAGGCAGCAUGAUGUCAGAAGGGGUGCCCUCUGUCCCACCAGCAGGGGGAGUUGUGGCCAGCUGGUCCAUGGAGAGUAUUGCCCAACUUUAUAUAGUGCCUUGUAUGAAAUACUAUGGCAUCUGUGUUAAGGAUAACUUCCUGGGCCCACAACUUGGUGACCGGGUGCUGCAGGAAGUGGAGAUACUGAAUCGCAGUGGGAAGUUUUGUGGAGGACAGUUGGUGAGCCAGAGGAGCAUCCCGUCUAAGAACAUCCGAGGAGAUCAGAUAGCCUGGGUGGAGGGUGGAGAACCUGGCUGUGAGGCCAUUGGCAUGCUUAUGGCUCAUGUUGAUGAAGCCAUCAUGCACAGUUCAGCAAAUGGACAGCUUGGGGAAUAUGUUAUUAAUGGCCGUACUAAGGCUAUGGUGGCAUGUUACCCUGGCAACGGCACGAAAUACGUGCGUCACGUGGAUAAUCCAAACGGAGAUGGACGCUGCAUUACCUGCAUCUACUAUCUGAAUAAGAAUUGGGAUGUGAAGGUUCAUGGUGGAUUACUGCAGAUCUACCCCGAGGGCCGAAACGUUGUCGCGAACAUCGAGCCGUUCUUUGACCGUCUGCUCAUUUUCUGGUCAGACAGACGAAACCCUCACGAAGUGAAGCCGGCCUACUCUACUCGAUACGCCAUCACAGUUUGGUACUUCGACGCGAAAGAGCGAGCCAAAGCCAAGGAAAAGUACAGACUAGCUAUGGGACAGAAGGGGAUUGAAGUGCCGGUCAGUCGAGAAGAAAAUAAAUAAGUCCUCAUCAGCUCAGGCAUCCCAGUGUGUCUUUCCAUGCAUGUGCCUCCCCAUGCUGCUAUCUGAGCAACUGUUUUCAUGGGAAGAUGCAAGGAGCAGGACAAGCAGGAAAGCCAAUACCGGGAAAAAAAAAAAAAAACUCCCUCCUCCUGUUGGCCUGAGACUGAACAAGUGUGGAUGGAAACGUUGGAUGAGGAAAGGUUCAGGCUGAUUACACGCCGAAGACGUCUACUGAAUGGAGGCGCAGUGACUCUUUCAGUCAGAAUCAGCUUGGCACCUACUGAAAAGCUCAAACUUGAGAAUAUUACACGAAUAAAAUUGCCAAAAUGUAUUACAAAAUGAUCACUACUGUACUUUUGCCCUUAUCUGUUGUGGUUUUUUUUUUUUGGAAUAGUAAUAAAUCAGAUUCUCUUUGCCCCUUA
This is a messenger RNA of Neoarius graeffei (lesser salmon catfish), 2385 nucleotides long. RefSeq names its product egl-9 family hypoxia-inducible factor 2 (gene egln2). The record is from RefSeq and is a predicted model, not a curated record. Lineage: Eukaryota; Metazoa; Chordata; Actinopteri; Siluriformes; Ariidae. The transcript is spliced from 7 exons. Gene Ontology annotation, molecular function: L-ascorbic acid binding; ferrous iron binding; peptidyl-proline 4-dioxygenase activity. Bases 473 to 1963 code for a protein of 496 amino acids. Gene Ontology annotation, biological process: peptidyl-proline hydroxylation to 4-hydroxy-L-proline; cellular response to hypoxia. Gene Ontology annotation, cellular component: nucleus; cytoplasm.